Prunus dulcis (almond) is the source of this 567-nucleotide messenger RNA. Its product is annotated as SKP1-like protein 1. The record is from RefSeq and is a predicted model, not a curated record. Gene Ontology annotation, biological process: SCF-dependent proteasomal ubiquitin-dependent protein catabolic process. The transcript has a single exon. Gene Ontology annotation, cellular component: cytoplasm; nucleus. NCBI's taxonomy places the organism in Eukaryota, Viridiplantae, Streptophyta, Magnoliopsida, Rosales, Rosaceae. Bases 57 to 527 code for a protein of 156 amino acids. Gene Ontology annotation, molecular function: cullin family protein binding.
AAACUCUCCCAAGUUCUCAACUCAAAGUCUUACUUAAUAUUACAAAGACCAAAACAAUGGCCUCCGUUGAGAUGAAGAAGAUAACACUAAAGAGCGACGACGGUGAGAUCUUUGAGGUGGAGGAGGUUGUGGCCAUGCAGUCACAGACCAUCAAGCACAUGGUGGAGGACGACUGCGCCGAUGGCCCAAUACCUCUGCCGAACGUGACUAGCAACAUCGUAGCGAAGGUGAUCGAGUACUGCAAGAAGCACCAUGAAGAGGAUGCUGAUGGCGAGAAGAACAAAGAGGACAUUAAGAACUGGGAUGUUGAGUUCGUGAAGGUGGACCAGAGUACUAUGUUUGACUUAAUCUUGGCUGCAAACUAUCUCAAUAUCAAGGGCCUGCUAGAUUUGACUUGCCAGACUGUGGCGAACAUGAUCAAUGGAAAUACACCUGAAGAGAUCCGUGAGAUCUUCAACAUCAAGAAUGACUUCACGCUUGAGGAAGAAAAGGAGGUUCGUAACGAGAACCAAUGGGCAUUUGAGUGAGAGAGUUAAAGAUCCCCUGCAUACCUGUUAUUAUUACAUA